Drosophila nasuta is the source of this 6584-nucleotide messenger RNA. RefSeq lists its product as uncharacterized. NCBI's taxonomy places the organism in Eukaryota, Metazoa, Arthropoda, Insecta, Diptera, Drosophilidae. The transcript has 12 exons. Bases 807 to 4157 code for a protein of 1116 amino acids. The record is from RefSeq and is a predicted model, not a curated record.
UUGUGUUUCGAUGCUCAAAGCGGGCAGAUACAAGUUUGGAUGCUUAGCAAUCAAAACGCACUCCAACAUUUUUGUAAAUUUUAAUAAAUUGGUAUAUAUGUAUGUAUGUACAUACACUUGUGUGAGUAUGUCGCCGGUUUUUAACCAAAUGAGAACUGCAAAUAUGUUGCGAAAUGACUCAAACAAGUAUAAAAUGGCGUGCGAAAUGUGAACAUAUGUAUAUACAUACAGAGUAUAUACAUAUCAGAGUACAUAUACAUAUAUGUAUAUAUUCAUACUUGGAGAUGCUAUGCUGCGGUGAACGUACGCAUGCAUAAGUUUGGCCAUAGAAGUAUAUUUGCGUAUGUCUAUAAGCAAUUUGAAGAUGCAAAUAGAAUUGUUUCGUUCUCAGGAGUCUCCGCCAGUUUCUGUCGUAUCAAAAGCCACAACCACCAACAUUGACUUCGUCGAAAUCAUUGCUUAGCUCGGCACUACAUAAGCCAUUGGUGGGUUGACUGGUUGUCUCUCUCAUCCUUACAAACUGUCAAGUAUGCAGCGUUUCUAAUAGAUAAUUUUGAACUUACCUUUUUGCAUUUCCAUACGUACUUAUCUAAAUUUCCAUAUAAGAUAUCGCGAUUAAUUAGGAAAAAAAAAAACUAAAAACCAAAAAUUAAUUCAGAAUGUACAUAUGUAGCUGUUUGGAAACCGAACUGACGCAAGUAUAGUUACUUUGGUUGUAUAUUGUACAUUGAUGUCAUUUUAUAAUUAAAACAAACAAAAAGAUCAAAAAUUUGAAAUGCUAUAAAAUAAGUAUCAAGAUCAACAAGAUGGCAACAUUACCUGAAGAAUCGUGUCAAGCAGGUGAUCCUCUUGACACAUUGGAGAUGAAACCAACAAUGGCACAGGUACAGGCAAAACCAUCUGUGAUGCUCCCCGAUGCAAAGUCCAAGCACGCAGAUCUAGAUUUAUUGGAUACGUCAUCGCCGCACGGGGAACAUCUCCAAAACGAUCAACGACAGCGGUCGCAGGAUCCCAUCUAUAUAGACGACAUACCUGAGCCUAUUAAAGUACUUGACGAUAUUAUAUCGGAGUUCGAUGAGGCAACUACAAAACCGGUUACCUUGCAUAGCAAUAGUGGGGAGAAUCAGUCAGAGGACGACGGUUAUAUGAGUCUCAGUCGAAAAAACAUGUCAAAAAAAAAUUCAGAGGAUGUGCCACAAACUCCAAGCACAGAUACAGUGCCCGAGGGCAGUUUCAACGAAGUUGACAGCACAAUUGAAAAUAUAAGUAAAUUAUCAGAGUCAUCGAAAAGUCGGGAAUCCACGCCUAGACUUAUACAAACAACGCUGCCCAAGGUGCGUAGUUCUAACUCAACGCCAGCAACCAACUCCAAGUACUCAAGUCUGCCCUGCUGCAAUGCUAAAACAUCAAAUUUUAACAUCAGUUUGUCAAAAAAUUCUUCAAGAUUAUUAGCCUCCAUUCAGGUAGGCGGCUGUAAUGCGGAGAGGAAUGCUCUCGGCAUUGACAUCAGUGCCGUACAUAACGCUGUGCUACGAGGCAACCUAGCUAAAUUGCCGGAGCCGAUUUUAAACGAGCAUCCGGUGACUAUUUACCCAGGGCCAUCUGCGAAAGCCAGUGGUGAAAGCGCACGCGGCCAUAGGCUACUAAUCUCUGUUGAGAGACAAAAAGUUUGUCAUAUACCAAACCCACAUUCUACAUCAACUUCCGGGUCUCAGCACACUUCAAGUGGAGAGGCCUCUCCAGCUUCAUCGAAUAAUAAUAUGGCUACCUCAAAAUAUGAACAAGUCCAGGACGACUAUUCUGAAGACUCACUGGAGGAGUCCACAAUUUCUACAGAAAUAAUACCGGCCAAACAAAAUGGUGUCGCUUGGGAAAUUCAAUUUAAAAGCAAUAAGAAAAGUACAUCGAAAAAGUUGGGCCAUAAGAACGAUUUCAGAUUUUCCCCUAUAAAUUUUUAUAUUUACAUUUCCAAACAAAACUUGUAUUUAUUUCCAAAGGAGAACCUCCAACCCGAUUUUAAAAAUUUGUUCAACCCCAAUGAGAGUAUGUUAGGAAAGGGUACCUUUGUCAUUCGCCGAUCUAUUGCCAAAAAGUCCUCUCAUUCCGCUGAUAUUUUUAUUAUGCCAAAGUCGCCACGCCCAUCUCAGAGCGCAGGAGCAAUCAGUAACGAGUUUUACAAUAGUGACAGUGAGCCAAGCGAAUCUGCUUUAUUGCCACCGGUGCAAACACCUUGCGAUACAAGCUUCAUGUAUAAAGAGUGCAAUACAACUACGUCACAUAAUCGACGUUGUAUAGAAAUUCCCGUAACACACCGGGCAGCACUAUCCCUGGAUAUUGCUACAGAGGCUACAGAACAUUUGAGCAACAAGCCCAUGAAGAGUAAAACGGCAAUGCUUACCGAAAAAAGGCUCAGCGCCGAGUCAAUGCCGGACCACACCCCAAGUAGUGGAGAGUUCGAUGAGGAACGUCUUAAUGGCUUUGAUUUAUUCACCUACAAUGUCGACGAUCAACGUAUCUCGAACGCGACAACUCCUCACACAGACCUUGCGCCUACUUUAGAGGAGGACGAAGAGCUAUCAGACUUUAGCUAUGGUUGCGCUCCGCUAAAGCAGAUCGAGCAAAACAUAAGCGCUCUCCUGCGCGGCGAUUUACCAAUAAUAAGUCAGAGUGGACCUAUAAAUGGAACAGCUGCACAGUCGGAUGCCAAACGACUACUAGAAUUUCGCCCAGGGGUCCAUAAAUCAGAGAGCGGUAAAGAGAUGCUAUUGUCACAAAGUAUAGGUCUUGGGCCUCUGCCACCAUCGCCACCCAGCUCAAAUCCUGAUUUAUUCGAUUACGAUGCGCCACUUCCACCCUCACCAGUAGAGCCUUCGAAAACAACAGAUCUAACGAGAUCUGCGUGUGUACUAACAACGACUUCGGCAGCAACGGGCAUUCGUGGAACCACAGUUGCCGAGGUGCAUGCCACAGCUUGCGGAGCAACGGUGCAUAGCAAUAGCCAAAAGAGACGCAGUAAUGAAAAUGUCACCGCAGUGCGUCAUUUCAACGAUGAGCUGCCACCACCACCGGCACCGUCUCAUCAAUCCACUGGCUUCCCUGAAGGAUUACCCGGACUAUCAGGACUUUCGAUAGCGCCAGCGGUGCCACCACAUCGAGCCGGCCAAUGUUCGGCCAAUAUGCUAAAAUCGCGAAGCAUUGACUCACAGUACCGCAAAAGAUCACCAAAGGUAUUUAGCUAUAGCAGCGGCAGCGGUAUUACCACACCAACGGGUGUAGGUCACCUGCCACCGUCACUUUCUCAGCCACCCAUGUGCACAGCAAGUUCGUGCGAGGGUGGGUCUGUCCCAGGUACGGGCUCUUACCAACGGAAGUAUAUUAACUAUAGUACCAAACGCAGCUUAAAACAGUCGCCUCGCGAGGAACAUCGUUUGCAAACAUCAUGCAGUCUUCCUGAAACGCCAAUAUUUUCCAGAGGCUGUGACAUUCCACGCACUCCAUAUCGACGACAAAAUGAUCCUGCUCCUGCUAGCGGGUCCCGUACGGCACCAAGGUCAAGCACAUCGAAUAGCAUUAGUAUGGGAAAUUCCAUUAUGGGAAUAGGAGCUGGAUCAUAUGGUACAUCCCAAAUAUGUCGACAACGUUCAAUGAACCACGCUUUAGCCUCCAAUGAAAUGCUCCGCAUGACUGGAGCUCCUGCGAGAGGCUGGUACCCCAAACAGCGUAGCAUGCGACCUGCCUCUACUGAAAAUAUUGAUCGCUUGGCCUCAGUUCGUGUCUGGGAUAAUCCGAUAGGCAUGUCCGGCACUGGACAAUCACGUAAGCCUCUUACUCUACCACCAAAUCUAACACCAUCGUUUUUAAAUAAAUCGCCUCGUGAAGCACUGCGACGUGUUACUAGUUUGCUGAUCACAAAAAAGAAGCAAAACAAGGAUCGGAAACACAAGGCCUAUAGCGAACAAGCAAUGGAUGAGAGCAAUAGCAAGCAUGCGUACGAAUUUGAAUCUGGUGAGAUUAUAUUCUCAACGCGAAUAGACACCAAAAAUCGUAAGGACACCGCAUCCGCAGUCGUCAAUGUCGGCACCACACCCAAAGCAAAAAAAAAGGGUUUGUUCAAAUCGCUUUGGAAGCGUGCGAGAACCGCAUCACUGGACCAAUAAUGCGAGAGAGAAAUAGACCGACCUUAAACUGUUAUUUAUAAUACCAAUUAUUGCUCGUUGGUUAUGAUUUUAUGAAUGCAUUUGUAUAUUAUGGGUAAUGAAUGUAUGUAUAUCUUUUUCGAAGGAUAUUAGAUAGACUCGAUUAUUUAUCGCAGAUUAUCUGAUCAGCUCUUCAUCGACUUUAUUUACACGUUUGACUUAUUCUUACACUCGUCACGCUAUUGGCCUCUUUAAGAUAACCAAAUCUUCAGAAUGAAUAAAAAUUAUAUAUAUGUAUAUUGGUCAUUUUAUGAGUAAAACUGAAUAUUUCAAAUGUACAAUGCCGUGAAUCGUAAAGACUGAAAUAAAGGAAAAAAUGUGAAAACGACAAGAGUCCACUAAUUCCCACAUCAUACUAAAUAACAUUAGUAAUAAAUAAAAAUAUAUGCAUUUGAAACGAAAAGAAUCACAGCAAAAUACAAUAAUAACAUAAUGAGCUGAAUGAAAAAUAUUACUACACAAUACUGAAUUUAUAUAUAUAUGUAUAUAUAUAUAAACUCUAAAGUCUGUCUUCAAGAGUGUAACUGAACCGUUUAGUGUUUCAUGGACCGUUUAUCAUUUUACACCAGUCACUCGAAAUUCAUGUAAUAUGUUAAGCUGCAUAAAUCAUAGUGUCCAAAAACAAUAACAGCCGAGACAACCUAUACCAAUUUUCUCUACAAGACCUAAACUCUCUACACCAGUCACUCGAAAUUCAUGUAAUAUGUUAAGCUGCAUAAAUCAUAGUGUCCAAAAACAAUAACAGCCGAGACAACCUAUACCAAUUUUCUCUACAAGACCUAAACUGAUAAAGGUGAGUUUUAUAUGUAGUUUUAUGAUAAUUAUAAGAAAUCAGUCUAAAAUAAUACAAUGAAUAGCUUAGUUGCUUUGUGAUCAACUUAAAAUUUUUUUUUUUCGUUUAAUAUCAUAAAGUCAAAAUCCAGCAAAUUUAAAGUUUGGCUGUAAAUACAAUACACCCUUUGGAAAAUGAUUUCAAGGCAUCACUUUAUUACGAUGCCAAACGACGGUAAUUUCAUAACUUCAAAAAUUAGAAUACACAAGCGCCCUCCACAUUUCAAUAAAUGUUUAAAAGAAAAAUUAAUAUAAAUGCUUACAUACACAAUUAAGAACUUAAGAUAUCGGGAAAACUGAACUAUCUCCAGCAGUAAGUAGUUCUGGCAAAAGUGAACUCAAAUCCAAGAAAGUGGAUAAUAAUAAUAUGUUCACUAUAUGGAAUAAAAUGAUACAUAUACAUAUGUGAUGGGAAUCAAGCAGCAGUAUAAAAAAAAUGAAUUGAUUAAUUAAAUUAAUUAAUGAUCCAAUUCAAAGUAGUAAUCAAAUAGUGGAUGCUGUUUCGUUAAUAAAAGCGGAAGUCAGUUUUCAGGUUGUCCUCGCGAAUCGGACUGUAUUUUUAAUUGUAUCAAUCAGAAGUACUGAAGAUAUAUUUCCCAUUUCAAAAAUCAUUUGUCGCCUUUAUGUUUUGCGUAGAGACACUGGUGUGCCAUAGCGGUACAUUACGAAAUUUCGUCGUAGUGUUUUGGUAGACAACCUUAUGAAUCAAAUAAAAAAUGUUGGCUAUUUCAAAAGGUAGUAGGUUCUAUUUGAAAUAUGUAUGUAUAUAUUUCUAUUGAUUACCAUAGAAUAUAAAACAUUUAGGGUCUAUUAAAGUAAGUAGCAUAAUUUCAGAUUUUUUGUUGAAAAAAAUGCAAGAAUCUGGUAAAAAAGAUUGCAGCAUCGUUUCCCACACCAUAUUUUUUAUUUUUAUUUUUAUUACUGAAGUGUAUAAUCAUUUACAUUAAAUUAAAUGGACAAUGUUUAAUGUACAUGUACAUGUACAUGUACACAUAUGUAUUCAUUUUCAAUAAUUUAAGUUUUUAUCUCGGUGGAACUAAAAGCGGCAAUACUUUAAUUUUAUUGAAACAUUAAUAUCGUUUUUAAUAAUAUAAAUGAACGUUUUGUAUUCAUUCUAUGUACAAUUCAUUAGUGGUUUAUGUCUCAGUGUGGUGCGAGUUACCCAAAAUACAAAUAAAAUAAAAAAAAAUUGCCUAUAAGAGCCUUUAUGCGCAAUAUCCAUCUUUCGAUCUUUCUAAACUCAGACUAACACAAAUUAAAUAAGUAAAACUGUAAACGUACCCUAGUCAUUUAAUAUUAAUAUUAUUUAGUAAUACGAAUUAUUAUUAAUCCUUUGAAUAAGGCAAUAAUACCAAAUUGUCAUUAUUUUAUAAACAUAAGGCCGCAAAACUAUCUGAUUAGUAUUAUUAUCGAUUUCAAAUAUAUUAGCUACAAAGCAAGUUGGUAUUUAUAAUGAUUGUAUGUACAAUUUUUGUACUAAUAUUAUUGAAAAUAUUUUUAGAAUAGUAGUCUGAAAAAUAAAAACUAUAUUCUAAAUAAAAGCUAAAAAUAAAACAA